CACACGGUUAAAUGCAAAUUCAGCUUUCCAGACCUGCUCCGAGGAACAACGCAACAGCACACACAGUUCCUACGCCACCUACUGCAAAACUGUGCUGACAAGCUCAUGCGAGGCUUAGCGCACUUCCUUGCCAGCGUGCUUCCCGGGCUGAAUCGAGGGGUUUUCGGAAAGAAAUCUUCCUCCUGCACCAAGCCAGAGAGAGAGAGGGAGGCCAGGCGAGACGAACAGGUGGGCCAUCCUAACCCUCAUUGGAGCAGCCCGCGUGAACCAACCCGCUGGGGUGAGAUGGAGAACGAGAAAAAAGGCAGCGCGUCGGAAGGCAGGGACCAAGGCAAGCAUCCUAACAUGUCUCCGGUUACCCUCAACGUCGGGGGCUACCUCUAUGUUACCCAGAGGCAAACUCUCACCAAAUACACGGACUCUUUCCUGGAAAGGUUAGUCAACGGGAAAACCCUCUGUCCGUCUGACGCGGAGGGCCAUUUCUUCAUCGACAGAGACGGUCUCCUGUUCAGGCACGUCCUGAACUUCCUCAGGAACGGGGAGCUGCUCCUCCCCGAGGGCUUUAAGGAAAGCCAACUUCUGGCCCAAGAGGCCGAAUUUUUCCAGCUUCACCCCUUGGGGGAGGCGGUGAAAGCCAAGUGGGAGAAGGAACAGCUGGCUUCGAGAGAAGCCACCUUUCUGGAAAUCACCGACAGCCACGACCGUGCCCAGGGCCUCCGGAUUUUUUGCAACGCGCCCGAUUUCAUCGCCAAAAUCAAAUCUCGCAUCGUUUUGGUCUCGAAAAGCAGGCUGGACGGUUUCCCCGAAGAGUUUUCCGUCUCUUCCAACAUCAUUCAGUUUAAAUACUUCAUCAAGUCGGAAAACGGGACUCGGCUGGUUUUGAAGGAAGACAACACCUUCGUUUGCACCUUGGAGACGCUCAAGUUCGAAGCCAUCAUGAUGGCACUCAAAUGCGGCUUCCGAUUGCUGACCAGCCUGGAUUGUUCGAAAGGAUCGAUUGUUCACAGCGACGCUCUCCAUUUCAUCAAGUAAUUCCUCCUCCUCCUCCUCCUCUCCGCCCUGGGACCAAAAAGGCCACACGCAUGCAGCCUGUGAGUCUCAUUCAACUUCCAGACGUCGCAAAACGGUUUAUCCGGCUCUGCCAAUCCCAGAGCAUUGCUGCUAAUGAAUUCGUAAGAACUUAUGGUAUGUACAAUCGUUAACAACAGCAACAAAAAUCCACCUGCGAGUUCAUUGUGUCCGUUUUCAUCACAACCAGCGUAAUAAUAAUAAUAAUAAAAAAAGGUGUUUAUUAGAUGUGAUGGAAAUGAAAGUGAAUGUUGAAGCUGCCUCCAUCUGUGUUUGUUCAGUUCUGCUUUUAUCCUACCCAGAGCCUAUCGAUGAAACAGGCUGCUCUGCAUUUCAGGGUGGCCAGAAUGCGUAGCUUCUUGCACAAGAAUGAUAAAAAUGCUUUCUCUUUCUGACUUGUUGUUUGUCUUCCUGGGCUGAUGCUGGUUCCAGAGAAAAAUGGUUUGGCUUUGUAUGGGUUGAAAUGUUACAAUAUGCAGAGUGGUUGCAGGAAUUGGGUAGGUCUGGUCUAGUUAAAAAAAAGGACUAGGGGUGACAUGAGAGCAGUCUUCCAGGAUCUGAGGGGCUGCCCCAAAGAAGAGGGAGUCAAGCUGUUCUCCAAAGCACCUGAGGGCAGGACAAGAAGCAACGGAUGGAAACUAAUCAAGGAGAGAAGCAACCUAGAACUAAGGAGAAAUUUCCUCACAGUGAGAACAAUUAACCAGUGGAACAACUUGCCUCCAGAACUUGUGGGUGCUCCAACUCUGAAGGUUUUUAAGAAGAGAAUGGACUGCCAUUUGACUGGGAUGGUAAAGGGCUUCCUGCCUGAGCAGGGGGUUGGACUAGAAGACCUCCAAGGUCCCCUUCCCGCUCUGCUAUUCUGUAAAUCAUGCUGCAAGAUCUAAAAUACAAUGGGAUUUAAAAUUGUACACAGACAUCCAAUUUAACUAGCAAUACAGAAGAUGCCACAUCACGUAUAGUUGAGGAUGUCACAUUUUAACUAUCAAAACAAUAGGAGGAAAGGGAAGGGGGGGGGGAAAUCUAACCUUUUAUUAAUUUUGGUCUUUUCGAGAACAAUUUAUACCAAGACAAAACUGUUCAGAGUUGCAGAAAAGGAGAUUUCGAUAUUGAUCGUCUUUUACAUUUUCAAAACCUCUUAUCUUUUCGAAAAUACACAUUUGUGCCAAAAUAAGGGGUCUGUGUGGAAAUCUAGUUAGCCUUGCAGAGGAGAGAGCUACCUAUAGUAAGACUAUAGUAUACCUAUAGUAACACUAUCAGCAUCGAACAAGACAACCAGACUUUCUAUUACACGUUGCUUUGGGGGCUGAUAGGAAGGCGUGAAAAAGCACCCAAGUUUGAUUUCCAUCAUAACUUCAUUUUCUUUCUUAACAACUCACGUUUUUCUGUCCAAACUUACAGUAAUGAAAGAAAACACAGAGCUAAACAUUAUGCUAGUCUGGAGUUGCUUUCCAUUUACUACGACUUGCAAUUAUUUCUGUCGUGUGUUUCGGAAUUGAACUCGCAACAGGGCAUCUUAGAGUAAUCUGCUAAUAUAUUAAUCUGUUCUAAACUUCCUAAACUAUUAGGAAGUUUUAAAAAAUCUGGAUUUUUUUUAACAUACAGGAGUGGCCAAAAUUGUGGAAACCUUUUUGGGAAAAGUGUAUUUUUGAGGUUUGAUGGCUAAUAACACCACUUUUUUGUUGGAGUUUCAAGGUAAUCCUAUUCCACUGCUGGAAUGAAUGGCCUGGGAAUAGCCCAGACCUUCACCCAAUGGAAAAUCUAUGGAUUUUCUGACUAAAGAAAGUGGUUAAUCAGAAGUGACCCAGCAAUAAAACCCAGUUAAUAGAAACCAUCAUUCCAUCUUGGUUUCACAUGAUAACAGCUGCAGAACCCAAAGACUUGGUUCACUCCAUGGGAAGACGUUGUAAGGCCAUCAUUCAUGCUAAAGGUUACCCAGCUAAGGAUUAACUGACAUGGAGAUCAUUUUUGUAUAUCUCGUUUUUUUUCUACGUGUUUCACUUUUCUUCUUUGUACUGUAACUGCUAUUCUAAGAGCAAAUCCUUCAUAAAAGUUAUUGCAUUACAUUCUUCAUUAAAUGAUCUUUCUAUUGAUAUAUAAUUUUAUGGUACUACUUCAAAAAAAAAAACCAGUGGUGUUAUUAGCUAGUUUUAGAAAAUACACUUUUCCCAAACGGUUUCCACAAUUUUGGCCACUACUGUAGGAUGGGUUGGCUGGGAGGGAGAUGGGGGAAGGCAUGUCCCAAAUUAUUUUCUCACCUGUCUCCUCUUCCUACACUCCCCAUCUCACAACGAAGGGGGAACAGCGACAAUGGCUCUUGCAACUUGUAGAGAGGAGAAGCCGUAAAAAAAGUGUGUUUGUAAACGCUUUGCUGAAAAGGAGCAGGGUGCCUUUCCCUCUGGAAGCCUCCCGUUGUAUCAAGAGGGCAUCAUUGCCCUGUUAUACAGGCAGUCCUUGAAUUAUGACCACAAUUAGCCACACGGUUGUUAAGUGAAUCUGGCUUCCUCGUGGAGUUUGGUUGGCAAAAGGUCGCAAAAGGGGGUUGUGUGACCCCGGGACACUGCAACUGUCAUAAGUACAUGCCAGUUGCCUCUGGAUUUUGAUCAGGUGGCCAUGGGAUGGUACAACGGUUAUAAGUGUGAAAAACAACCAUAAGUCACUUUUUUCAGUACCCUUGUUACUGAAUGGUCACUAAAUGAGUAGUUGUAAGUUGAGGACUUUCUGCAUUUUGGUGGCCGAGGAGAGGUUCACCCAGGCGGCUUCCUGACUUACAGCUCCGUCUCUUAGCUCAACUGUGAAAUUCAACUUUCAUUUUAAAAUCCAUUAACCAGCUUAUAAAGCGUCUCUCCUUUCAAUUCCCAAAUUUUGUUCGAUUAUAAACUACCUAAAACAACCGAAGUAAUGUGCA
This is a messenger RNA of Pantherophis guttatus, 3973 nucleotides long. RefSeq names its product potassium channel tetramerization domain containing 4 (gene KCTD4). NCBI's taxonomy places the organism in Eukaryota, Metazoa, Chordata, Lepidosauria, Squamata, Colubridae. The record is from RefSeq and is a predicted model, not a curated record. Gene Ontology annotation, biological process: protein homooligomerization. Gene Ontology annotation, molecular function: protein binding.